AUGGCGACUACGUUUCCCGAGCCUGUGCCGUCGCCCGGGCAGUGGCCCGUGGACCCCCAAGAUGAUGUGCCCAUAUCUGGCGAUCGCAUUUGGGUCGAUGGCUGUUUUGACUUUAGUCACCACGGACAUGCCGGGGCAAUGCUUCAAGCCCGUAGAUUAGGGACCGAACUCUUCGUCGGUGUGCAUUCCGACCAAGCCAUUCUUGAGAACAAGGGCCCGACAGUGAUGACAUUGGAGGAGCGAGUAGCCGCAGUAGAGGCUUGUCGGUGGGCAUCUCGCUGUAUCCCCUGUGCACCGUAUGUUACAUCGUUACCGUGGGUGUCCCAUUAUGGUUGCCAAUAUGUUGUCCAUGGGGACGACAUCACUUCUGAUAGUAACGGUGAUGACUGCUACCGGUUUGUCAAAGCAGCUGGGCGCUUUCGAGUGGUCAAAAGAACCCCAGGAAUAUCUACCACUGAUCUUGUUGGUCGCAUGCUUCUUUGCACCAAGGGCCAUUUCAUCAAAUCAGUGAAAGGUACACUUUCUGGGGAAGAGGGCUCAGGCAGCCCGGGGGAGCAAAAAAGAUCCGCCAACGAACUUAUGCAGAGAAUCAAAGACUAUGCCACCGAUGAGAGUGGCUUGCAGCCUGGUCCCCAGGUUUGGACUUGGUCUGGUUCAAGCUCAGCUAAAAUUGAUGGUGUGGCUGAGGAAGCUGGGCUGUUUGAAACCCUCGUUGAUGGGAAGCUUCCAAGACCAGGACAGCGCGUUGUUUAUGUCGAUGGCGGCUUUGAUCUCUUCUCGUCCGGUCACAUCGAGUUUCUUCGACAGGUCCUGGCACUGGAGGAAUUAGAAGGCCACCAACGUGGCUGGUAUGAGCCCACGCAAAGAGCAGCAAGAAUUCAUGAUUAUGGAGAAGACUAUGCACCUGCCUACAUCGUCGCUGGCAUCCAUGAUGACGACGUGAUCAAUCAUUGGAAAGGUCUUAACUACCCAAUUAUGAACGUUUUUGAGCGUGGGCUGUGCGUUCUACAGUGCCGUUAUAUCCAUGCUGUCGUUUUCUCAGCACCAUUUUCCCCGACCCAGUCCUACCUAGAAGCUCUGCCGUCAGGUGUUCCCAAAGCCGUCUACCAUGGGCCCACAACGUUCAUACCCCUCACAUAUGAUCCCUACACUGGGCCGAAGAAAAUGGGUAUAUUCAAAGAGAUCAGUAACCAUGCUUUCCAGCAUGUGAAUGCUGGUGAAAUUGUUGACAGGAUCUUGAAGAGUCGAGAGGCGUAUGAAGAAAGACAACGAGCCAAGCUUCAAAAAGGGGUUGUCGAGGAGCUGACAAGGUCCAAGGAGGCAGCCAAUUAG
Aspergillus wentii DTO 134E9 is the source of this 1332-nucleotide messenger RNA. RefSeq names its product ethanolamine-phosphate cytidylyltransferase. The transcript has 5 exons. The record is from RefSeq and is a predicted model, not a curated record. Gene Ontology annotation, cellular component: cytoplasm. Gene Ontology annotation, biological process: phosphatidylethanolamine biosynthetic process. The coding region runs from base 1 to 1332 and encodes 443 amino acids. NCBI's taxonomy places the organism in Eukaryota, Fungi, Ascomycota, Eurotiomycetes, Eurotiales, Aspergillaceae. Gene Ontology annotation, molecular function: ethanolamine-phosphate cytidylyltransferase activity.